AUGUUUGCUCGCAGCUGCUGCCGAUGCGUCGCCCGCGCUCGCCUCCAGUCGCGGCCCACGCAGCUCUCCGUUGCCAGGGCUCAAGCUCGACAGUUUGCGACUUCACCGGGGGCUGCGCCCACGCAGGCGACCAGCAAAGCCGGCAUGCUGGCGCCGUUUGUCACGGAGCUCGACAAGCUAGCCCCGAGCAUAGACCUGCAGGGCGAUCAAAUCCAGGUUCUAAAAACACCGAGUGAUUUCUACGAGACUCUCAAGGAGCGCAUACGAAACGCCAAGAGCCGCAUCUUUCUGUCGACGCUGUACAUUGGCAAGUCGGAGCGGGAACUCAUCGAGACGCUUCAGGAGGCGCUCCGUCGCAACCCGGAGCUAACGCUGAGCAUCCUGACCGACUGCCUCCGCGGCACACGCGAAGCGCCGAACCCUUCCUGCGCAUCGCUGCUGGCGCCUCUGGUGACGGAAUUCGGCGCCGACCGUGUCGAGAUCCGCAUGUACCAUACUCCGAACCUGACGGGCCUGCGCAAAAAGUACAUUCCUAAGCGCAUCAACGAGGGUUGGGGCCUGCAACACAUGAAGCUAUACGGUGUAGACGAUGAGAUUAUCAUGUCGGGAGCCAACCUCUCUACCGAUUAUUUUACCAACCGCCAAGACAGAUAUCACCUUUUCAAGUCCAAACAAGUCACCGACCAUUUUUGGAACAUCCACAACGGCGUCUCCUCCUUUAGCUUCCUCGUCACGCCCUCGGACGAAGCAGCCGGCUUUACGCUCACCUGGCCCGCCACCAACUCUACGCCCUCGCCGCUCGACGACCCGCAAGCCUUUAUCCGUGGCGCCACGUCCAUCCUCACUCCGCUCCUCACCGUGCCUGCUGGCACCGGCGCCAGCCCUCCCGCCGCGCGUCCUCUCGACAACACUCGCGUCUACCUCCUCGGGCAGAUGACGCAAAUCACCACCAAGCCCGACCCGGCCACCGAGCUGCCCGUCAUCACCAGCAUCCUGACGCGCCUCGCCGAGCCCGCCUACCGCGCCUCUUCUUGGACCUUUACCGCCGGCUACUUCAACCCGGCGCCGUCCCUCACCAAGCUGCUCCUCGCCACGGCCUCGACCGGCAACAUCGUCAUCACCGCCGCGCCCGAGGCCAACGGCUUCUACCAGUCGCCCGGCGUCUCGGGCCUGCUCCCGGACGCGUACACGCUGCUGGCGAAGCGCUUCGUGCACGCGGCGCACCACGGCGGCCGCGGCGCCGACAUCACCUUGAAGGAGUGGCGGAAUGGCAGUGUUGGCCAGACCGGCGGCUGGACGUACCACGCCAAGGGCCUGUGGGUGGCCAUGCCCGGCGACGAAGCGGCCGGGCCGUCGAUGAGCGUCAUCGGCAGCUCCAACUACACCAAGCGCAGCUACUCGCACGACCUCGAGGUCGGCGCGCUCAUUGUCACGCGGGACGCUGGUUUGAAGAACAGGCUCAAGGGCGAGCAGGAGUGGCUCCAGGAGCACGCGCGGACGAUGACGAGGGAAGACUUUUCGACGAAUGAGCGCAGAGUCGGCCUCAAGGUUCGCAUCGCCAUGUGGAUUGUGUCGCUUGUCGGCGGUGCACUGUAA
Messenger RNA from Akanthomyces muscarius, 1596 nucleotides. RefSeq lists its product as uncharacterized. The coding region runs from base 1 to 1596 and encodes 531 amino acids. Gene Ontology annotation, biological process: cardiolipin biosynthetic process. The record is from RefSeq and is a predicted model, not a curated record. Lineage: Eukaryota; Fungi; Ascomycota; Sordariomycetes; Hypocreales; Cordycipitaceae. Gene Ontology annotation, cellular component: mitochondrion. The transcript is spliced from 3 exons. Gene Ontology annotation, molecular function: CDP-diacylglycerol-glycerol-3-phosphate 3-phosphatidyltransferase activity.